AUGCGGCUGAAAAGCGCGACUAGGAGUAGGAGCGGCAUCCUCACAGCAAGCGCGAGCAUCCGCAGCGAAUGCAGGAAUGUCUCUCAGGUGAGCAAACCACCCACCCAGGAAGCCUACAAAGAGUUUGGAGAGUUUCUGUGGAUGGUGAUGCUCCGCCUAGACAACCGUGUCCUCGGCCAAGCCUUUAAGGUGCUGGGCAACUCUGAUAUUACCACCGACUGCUUCGAGGGGUAUCUCCUGCAUCACAGCCUCAAGUACACCGAAAUUGUGGGCGGCCAAUUCCCCCGUCUUGAAAAACCACUCGGGUUUGACGACAUAGGCGACUACCCCGUCCCAUAUACACACAUGAUCAAGCUCGUGGACGACGUCUGGGAGGAUGCAAAGCGGGACUCGCGUGGAGAGCCCCCCUUACAUUACUGCACACGUGAAGAAACACGCCUCGUCCACGACUUUUGCCGGACUCUUGCCUGCCGAGCCGAGAAGGAAGUCUUCUCCGGGGAGCCAAACGUGCACGAGUUGCAGGAGCAGGCGCGUCUGUUUGGCGCUAAGUGCUGGACCAGGUUCUUAGGUCUGCACUCCAGCAACCUCACCAUUCUGAUCGAGGAGCAAUCUAGCUCAUAUGCUACACCAGUCGUUCCAUGCACUGAUUUCUUCUCCAACGCUUCCUUGACGAAGUGUGCCAGGAGCCUCGAGUUGGCGCAGGAGGUGGCUGAUGCCGGGGGGCUGCCGCAGUUCCCUGAUCACGGCGGUCUAGUUGCUCUCUACAACUUUGAGAAGAAACAUGCUUACCAGCUGUUGCUAAACUGCCUCAAGCACAUUGAUAAAGGAUAUGACGAGCGCAAGCUAUUGUGGUCGUCCUUCGAGAACCAGCAUUUCUACACUGUCGAUGUGCAAGUGCCGGGUCUCUCGUCGCUGGAUCAAGUGCAUGUUGAAAAACAUGGACGGGGUGUACUUGUUUCCACGGAGAUGGACGUUUACCGCCCCGAGAAGCUUGUUGUUCCUCCUUACGCCAACGUCGACGGUUUAAUAGCUAAUCUGCAGGAUGAGAUUCUCACCAUUCGCCUUCCCAAGGGGGCCGCUGCGCUCGAAGGGACAACCUCGACAGUGCCAAUUGAGGACCGUGACGAGGCCGAGCUGGACACGACCACGAGCAAACGUCUCCAGGCAGCUAUUGUAGAUGACAAGCAUCACCACAUUCUUCGUGUCGAAGCUCCAGGCGUGUCGCGAGAGGAAGUGAUUGUGGACAAUACAGGGCCGGAACUCGUCGUUAAGACCACUGCCAACGUCUUCCAGCAAACAAAGUUUAAGCUUCCCUCCAGUGCUGACGUGAAGCAGGCGAGAGCGUCUUUCUGGAACGGCUUGCUUAACAUUCGCGUUCCCAAGAGUGCAACGGACACUCGCGAGCUGGACACGACCACGAGCAAACGUCUCAAGGCAGCUAUUGCAAGCAUCACCACAUCUUUUGUGUCGAAGUUCCAGGCUUGUCGCAAGAGGCUUGUCGCGAGAGGAAGUGAUUGUGCCACAUAACGUCUUCCAGCAAAGGAAGUUUAAGUUGACCGUC
Molecule: messenger RNA, 1561 nt
Organism: Selaginella moellendorffii
Lineage: Eukaryota; Viridiplantae; Streptophyta; Lycopodiopsida; Selaginellales; Selaginellaceae
Exons: 7
Coding region: 1-1527 (508 amino acids)
Biological process (GO): response to hydrogen peroxide; protein folding; response to salt stress
Source: RefSeq, a predicted model, not a curated record